Peromyscus californicus insignis is the source of this 930-nucleotide messenger RNA. It is a transcript of the gene Clec1b, whose product is annotated as C-type lectin domain family 1 member B. NCBI's taxonomy places the organism in Eukaryota, Metazoa, Chordata, Mammalia, Rodentia, Cricetidae. The coding region runs from base 83 to 772 and encodes 229 amino acids. The transcript is spliced from 6 exons. The record is from RefSeq and is a predicted model, not a curated record.
GGCACUGAAAUGAUAAGAGUGGACACUGGUGAGUUCUGCAAAGUCACUGAACUCAGAGCUCGCUGGUAGUUCAAGGGCAGCCAUGCAGGAUGAAGAUGGAUACAUCACUUUAAAUAUCAAGCCCCGAAAACCAACUCUCAGCUCAGCUGACUCUGCUUCUUCUUGGUGGCGUCUGAUGGCUUUAAUUCUGCUGAUCUCAUCCAUGGGGCUGGUUGUUGGGCUCGUAGCUCUGGGCAUCAUGUCCGUUGCACAGCAAAAGUACCUACUGGCGGAGAAGGAAAGUCUCUCAACCACUCUGCAACAACUGGCCAAGAAAGUCUGCCAAGACUUGAUUAAACAAUCAGAGCUCAAGACAAAGAGCACAUUCGAGCACAAGUGCAGCCCCUGUGCCACAAACUGGAGAUACCAUGGAGACAGUUGCUAUGGGUUCUUCAGACAUAACCUAACAUGGGAAGAGAGCAAGCAGUUUUGUGCUGAGCAGAAUGCAACGCUUGUGAAGGCUGCCAGCCAGAGGACUGUGGAAUACAUCACAAACAGGAUCACUUCGGUCCGUUGGCUUGGAUUAUCUCGCCAGAACUCUAGUAAGGACUGGAUGUGGCAAGAUAACUCAGUUCUUCCCAAGCAUAUGAUUGAUCUUUCUGGGAAUACAAGAGAAAACAUGAAUUGUGCUUAUCUCUAUAAUGGGAAAAUCCAUCCUGCUUCCUGUAUGGACAGACAUUAUUUAAUGUGUGAGCGGAUGGCUGGCAUGACAAGAGUGGACCAACUGCUUUAAUGCAGAAGGAUGAACGGGAUGUCAGAUAAGUGCUUGGUCCUGCAAUAAAAGAUCUGGACGAAAGAAUUUCCCGGUCAUAAAAUGAUUUAUUUUGUUUUUAUGACUUCCUUAUAUCACAUAUCUGAUCCUUUCUCUGCAUACCAAAACCCAGUAUGUGA